Molecule: messenger RNA, 3006 nt
Organism: Grammomys surdaster
Lineage: Eukaryota; Metazoa; Chordata; Mammalia; Rodentia; Muridae
Gene: Ddo
Product: D-aspartate oxidase
Exons: 5
Coding region: 91-1110 (339 amino acids)
Molecular function (GO): D-amino-acid oxidase activity; FAD binding
Source: RefSeq, a predicted model, not a curated record
AGACCAGGCUAACAGGUCACUGGAAAACAAGUGUUGGUGCCAGGGCCUCCGGUGGACACGAGACUGCCUUUUCAGAGACAGGCCGCGGACAUGGUGUGUAUUGCGGUCGUCGGAGCUGGCGUGAUAGGGCUGUCUACCGCCGUGUGCAUUUCCCAGCUGGUCCCCGGAUGCUCCAUUACUGUCAUCUCAGACAGGUUCACUCCUGAUACCACCAGUAAUGUAGCCGCUGGGAUGCUUAUUCCUCACACGUAUCCAGAUACUCCUGUGCCCAUGCAGAGGCGAUGGUUUAGAGAGACCUUCCAGCAUCUUUCUGAAAUCGCCAAGUCUGAAGAGGCUGCAGAUGCGGGUGUUCACCUGGUGUCUGGUUGGCAGAUAUUUCGCAAUGUCCCCACUGAAGAAGUGCCUUUCUGGGCUGACGUCGUGCUGGGAUUUCGGAAGAUGACAGAGGCCGAGCUGAAGCGAUUCCCUCAGUACGUGUUUGGGCAGGCUUUCACAACCCUGAAGUGCGAGACUUCUGCCUACCUCCCGUGGUUGGAGAAAAGGAUAAAGGGAAGCGGAGGUCUGCUGCUCACCAGGAGAAUAGAAGACCUGUGGGAGCUGCAGCCAUCUUUUGAUAUCGUCGUCAAUUGCUCAGGCCUGGGAAGCCGACGCCUUGUAGGAGACCCCUUGAUUUCCCCGGUAAGGGGUCAAGUGCUCCAGGCGCAGGCCCCCUGGGUGAAGCAUUUCAUCCGAGACGGGGGCGGACUGACUUACGUUUACCCUGGUACGUCCUAUGUAACCCUGGGAGGAACUAGACAGGAAGGAGACUGGAAUCUAUCUCCAGAUGCAGAACUCAGCAGAGAGAUUUUUUCUCGUUGCUGCGCUCUCGAGCCUUCCCUCCACAGAGCCCGUGACAUAAAAGAGAAAGUGGGCCUGCGUCCCAGCAGGCCCGGUGUUCGGCUGCAGAAGGAGACCCUGGUCCGGGGGGACCAGAGGCUGCCUGUGGUCCACAACUACGGCCAUGGCAGUGGGGGCAUCUCAGUGCACUGGGGCUCCGCGCUGGAAGCCACCAGGCUGGUGAUGGAAUGUAUCCAUACCCUCAGGACCCCAGCUUCCAUGUCAAAGCUGUAGCUGACACCAAGUGACAGCAAAUAAUCCAGGUGAUAUGGGUCAAAGCACAAUUUAAGGCCCGUAAUCGGGUCUCAUAACUUUCCCACUGCUUGAAGGUUGAGUCUGACCUUCUUUGCUUCCAAAAUUAGAAAUUACGCAAUGCGUAUCAGUAGGCUUAGAAAGCUCGCCAGGAAUGACACAGGGAACAAAGUUCCAUUUUUGUCAAAAUACGUGCUAUUUAAAAAUACUUGUGCUAUAGGGUAAGACGUGGGGAGGAUUGAACACUAGUUUAUAUGAAUGAUGUAAGCGAUAGAGGUUUUUGUGUCUUUGGCUCAGAGGCACGUAAGCACAUAAGAGGAGAUUAAUGUGUGGGAAAUACUUGAUUCCCUGUCUGUCGUCGAGCUGUGCACGAUCCUCUCAGGUCAUAGAGCCAACCAAGACGUGUUAUCAUCUCACUAGAUAGGACCACGAAGUGCUGACACACCCCCCAACCCUCCUCCUGAGCGUAGGCGGCAGCCGCUUCCUCCAGCAGGUAACAAUGGAAGCUGACAGAGGUGGAGUUGCCUGCGAAGGCUGUGCCGGUUUUGGAGCAGCUUUGUGUCUGUCACUGCAUGUUUUGUUGUUUCUGGGACCAAACACCCAACAGAAAGAACCUAAAGAAUUAAUUUGCUCAUAGUUGCUGCCCGUCGCGCCAGGGAGGGCCUUGUAGAACAGAGCUGUUCUACAAGGUAACUCAUGUCUGUAAGAAAGCAGUGUGAAGAGGAACCGGGGCGGAUGGGGUGAGAUACGGGGUCCAAGCACUCAUUCCGUUAUCUGCUCCCCCAUACAACUCUCCUCCUAUACCUCUGCUUUCUCCCAAUGGUUCAUUUAAUUCUUGAAUCUUUCCAAGGAUUAAGUCAUCGAUUAGGUCAUGCAUAUCUAGAAACACCUUCAGCCCCACCCAAAGGCGUGCUUUAGGACUCUCUUAAGCAGUCCCCCAUCUUGUCAGGCUGCCCAUAGGGAUUUACCAUAGCAACCACGGAGGCUACAUACUCCCUUUCCACAAACGACCCAGAACCGCUGACCGAGCAGUGGACGGACACUGUUGAAGAUGGAGUCGUCUACGCAACCAAGGAGCUAAUUUGCUAAUGGAGACGGAACAAUAACUUUAAAUGGCAUACGACACAAAGUGUUCUUCAUGUCAAACAGUGUUGGGGAGGAUAAUGAAAGUCUGAGAAUUGCUGAGUUGAGUAAUCUAACCUGGCCCCCUAACUUAGGUCUAUUCAGAGCUCUUAACCUCCUUGUACACUGUGGAACCUCGGGAGGGUUUUUGGCCCCGGGGAAGAUUAUUCGUUGAGGAAAGCAAUCCUGGGGCAGAGAUGUCAUUAAACUUUGGAGAGAGGUACUUUUUGUUUGUGAAUAAUAAAGUCUGUUUUGAGCCUCCUAGGAGGUAUGGGAUUGGCCAAAACCACAGGGACAGGGCUGGAGAGACAGCUCAACAGUUAAGAUUGCUUGUUGCUCUUCCAGAGGAGAGAGUUUGUUUCCUAGUGCCUGUGAGGUACCUACAACCUCCUGUUACUACAGCUUCAAGGUUUCCAGUACCCUCUUCUGGCCUUUGGAGGUACACACACACAUACACACACACACACACACACACACACACACACACUCAAAUAAAUCUUUAAAAAUAUUUUUAAACGUAUGGGUGAGAAGUUUGCCUUUGCUUUUUUGUUGAGGUUUUGUGUGUGAUUUUGUUUGAAGAGAGCCCUGGGCUGGGGCUUCAGACAAAACAAUGUUUAACGGACUACUAAAAUUCUUGCUAAAUCAAGCAGGCUCAUUUCUAUUAAUUUCCACCAGGGGGUGGUGUUGUAUAAAUCUCAAGUAAACCAGAGCCUUUGAAAAUUUAGAAAUGAUAAGAAAUAAAAAGUAGAUAAGGAA